AUGAAGAAGGGAGCUGCUGGCUAUAAGCCUGAAAACCUCAUUCCAGCUGACAUGCCUAGCACAUGGAGAGCUAUGGAAGCACUUUAUGAUUCUGGGAUGGCUCGAGCUAUUGGUGUUAGCAAUUUCUCUUCAAAGAAACUGGGAGAUUUGCUGGAUGUAGCAAGUGUUUCCCCUGCUGUCAACCAGGUGGAGUGUCAUCCUAUAUGGCAGCAGACCAAGCUACGUGAAUUCUGUAAUUCAAAAGGAGUUCACUUAUCUGGAUGGUCACCAUUGGGUUCCCCUGGUACGUGGAUCAAGGGCAAGGGUGAUGUCCUUAACCAUCCAGUUGUGACUCUGGUUGCAAAGGAAAUGGGAAAGACUCCUGCACAGGUUGCUCUCCGUUGGGGUUUGCAGAUGGGUCAUAGUGUACUUCCUAAGAGUACGCAUGAAGCUCGGAUCAGAGAAAAUUUUGAUGUCUUUGACUGGUCUAUACCUGACGACUUAUUCACCAAGUUCUCCGAAAUUGAGCAGAAAAGACUAGUCAGAGGGGAAUAUUUUGUCCAUCGGACACUCGGCCCAUUCAAGACUGUUGAGGACCUCUGGGAUGGUGAGAUCUAACUAGACACAUGAAUAACUCAUUUAUGUAGAACAUGCAGAUCUUUGCCUACACCAUCAGGUACAUUUUGUUUGUACAAGUUCUGGUGAAAAUUUAUUGUUUGACCUUAGAUGAUUGCAACUAUUCCUCCUCUACUUUUAGUUUUAAUGAGCUCUUUCAGAACUUUCAUUACCUUCAAUUUAGGUGCUUGGUAAAUAUAAUUUUUUUUUUUUUGGGAAACAUCUUAUUUUCCUGUCUCAAUUCUAGUUUCUUGAUUUUGGAAAAAUGUCGAGGAUAGUGGAU
This is a messenger RNA of Ilex paraguariensis (yerba mate), 877 nucleotides long. The record is from the annotation of a GenBank genome assembly. NCBI's taxonomy places the organism in Eukaryota, Viridiplantae, Streptophyta, Magnoliopsida, Aquifoliales, Aquifoliaceae.